Molecule: messenger RNA, 1528 nt
Organism: Carya illinoinensis
Lineage: Eukaryota; Viridiplantae; Streptophyta; Magnoliopsida; Fagales; Juglandaceae
Product: tobamovirus multiplication protein 1
Exons: 12
Coding region: 266-1135 (289 amino acids)
Cellular component (GO): plant-type vacuole membrane
Source: RefSeq, a predicted model, not a curated record
AAGCAUCGUUCAAGAAGUACAAAAAAAAGGAGGGGAGUGUGUAAAGGAGAGCGUUUAGAAGUAAAGGGCGUGGGGGGAACUGUAGACGUAGCAGCAGCCUUACCAUGUAAAUGUAAAGCUACCACCACUCGACCUUCUCGUCUCAUCCGUGGAACCUUAGGUGGGAGCGACCAAACAACAAAAUCCCCCCAAAACCAAAGGCCCCACGUCUCUCUCUGACUGUCUGAAGAAGCUCGUUCGGAGGAGCUUGACGAGCUAGAGAAGAAUGACGAGAAUGCCGCUGGGCUUGAGGCCCGUGGAGGACCUGGGAGCUCUCUUUCCCGAAUGGUGGGACAAGAUUAACGACUCCACUCGGUGGCAGGACGGGAUCUUCUACACUCUCUGUGCUGCAUACGCCCUCGUCUCCUCCGUUGCUCUGAUUCAAUUGGUAAGGAUUGAGUUGAGAGUGCCUGAAUAUGGUUGGACAACACAGAAAGUUUUCCAUCUUAUGAACUUCAUUGUAAAUGGAGUACGUGCAGUUGUAUUUGGAUUUCACAAGCAAGUAUUUGUAUUGCACCCAAAGGUUCUAGUUUUGGUCUUACUGGAUCUUCCAGGUCUUCUAUUUUUCUCUACAUACACACUCCUUGUCCUUUUUUGGGCAGAGAUAUAUCACCAGGCAAGAAGUUUACCGACCGAUAAGCUCAAGAUUGUUUAUAUUUCAGUUAAUGCUGGAGUGUAUUUUAUACAGGUUUGCAUCUGGAUAUACCUUUGGAUUGAUAACAACAGCGUUGUCGAAUGCAUUGGAAAGAUAUUUGUUGCAGCGGUAUCAAUUAUAGCUGCAUUGGGUUUCUUGCUAUAUGGAGGAAGGUUAUUUUUCAUGUUGAGACGCUUUCCAAUCGAAUCAAAAGGGAGAAGAAAGAAGCUUCAUGAGGUUGGAUCUGUUACAGCCAUAUGUUUCACUUGCUUUCUUAUAAGAUGCUUUGUUGUUGUUUUAUCUGCAUUUGAUUCAGAUGCAUCACUUGAUGUCUUGGAUCAUCCCGUUUUGAACUUGAUCUACUACAUGUUGGUCGAAAUCCUCCCUUCGGCUCUAGUCCUCUACAUCCUGCGGAAGUUGCCUCCCAAGAGAAUAUCAGCUCAAUAUCAUCCCAUCCGUUGAUAACGGUGCAUGAUCUUGGAUCUCGGUGUUCAUUUGCCCCAUCAAAAAUGAUUUUUCUUAUUGAGUUAGUUCCUACAAGAGUUGAGCAGUAGAAGGAGAGCCAAGAAAAUGAAAAAUCCAGAUGUUUAGUAUUCUGGUAUGGCUCAUGAUGCCGGCAAUUCUUUUUUCUUUUUUCCUUGUAUAUUACAAAGCUUUUUCCCCUUUUCUGGAGGGGAAUCAUUUCUUCAAUUCUCCUUGGGUCGUGAAUUCAAGAACCGGAUAUGUGAUAUUUUGGUCCCAUUUAGUUUUUGGAGUUUUGAUGCUGUAGGUCUCAAUUUAGUAUGUGGUUGGCCUUCAAAUCUCAUGGUGUCUGCCGAACAAUUUUUUAUAAGUAUAUAUUAAUUUGUCUCCCUA